GUAUAAAAGGGAUAUCCUACUCCCCAUACACACGUCUGAGAGCUUCUGUCAUAUCGAGUUUUGGCAGAAGAUGGAGUUACCAAAGUGUGCCUUGAUUCUAGCAACAAUAGUAGUUGCUUUUUCUAUUUCCUUUGCCCAAAAUGAAGGAGGUAGUCAAGUAAGUGUCCACCAAGUGGAGGUACUGAGAGGUAGGGAUGGGAGAGAUGGAGUGAGAGGUCCAGCUGGACCAUCUGGUCCACCUGGACCUACAGGAGUGGGCGGAGAUAAGGGAGAGAAGGGAAGCGAGGGACCAGCAGGGAGAGAGAGGGAUAACGGGACCUCGGGGAAUUGUGGGUCUCAAGGGGAUGACUGGAAGCAAGGGAGACGGUGGAGACCCUGGUCAGCCUGGACCUCAGGGACCUCAGGGAGGAACUGGUGACAAAGGUGAUCGCGGGGACACUGGACUCCCUGGACCUCAGGGACCACUAGGAGCCCCAGGUCCUCUUGCCAUGGGAGGAGCUGUCUAUGUUCGCUGGGGGAGGACUGUUUGUCCCAGUGGCCAGGGAACUGAGCUGGUGUACUCUGGGAGAGCUGGAGGGAGUCGAUAUGAUCACCAAGGAGGGGGUGCCAACCAUCUCUGUAUGCCAGAUGAUCCUGAGCACUUGCAGUUUACUAGUGGAGUACAAGGAUACAGCUACAUGUAUGGAGUGGAGUAUCUACCAAGCUCUCAACCGUUACAAACUGUUCAAAGCCACAACGUUCCAUGUGCUGUGUGCCAUGUCACAACACGGGCUACACUGUUGAUGAUUCCUGCUAAAGUCAACUGCCCCACAAACUGGACCACAGAGUACACUGGAUACUUGAUGACUGAAUACUAUGGUUAUCAUCGUUCCACAUAUUAAUGUGUGGACAAAGAUCCCGAAUCCGUUGCUGGACUUAAUGGUUCUACUACUAUAGAGCUCUCCUCUACCAUGUGGAACCCCAUUGUACUGGGUUGUCCUGUCCACCAUAUGAUAGUGAGAAGGAGCUCACCUGUGUGGUGUGCUCUCAUUGAAAACUUCCAUCAAUAAUAUACAUACUGUGUACUUCGUUUGACGAUGAUUAUCUCAUGC
Messenger RNA from Geodia barretti, 1091 nucleotides. The record is from the annotation of a GenBank genome assembly. NCBI's taxonomy places the organism in Eukaryota, Metazoa, Porifera, Demospongiae, Tetractinellida, Geodiidae.